Messenger RNA from Penicillium subrubescens, 2154 nucleotides. RefSeq lists its product as uncharacterized. Gene Ontology annotation, cellular component: nucleus. Lineage: Eukaryota; Fungi; Ascomycota; Eurotiomycetes; Eurotiales; Aspergillaceae. Gene Ontology annotation, molecular function: catalytic activity; transcription cis-regulatory region binding; DNA-binding transcription factor activity. Bases 1 to 2154 code for a protein of 717 amino acids. Gene Ontology annotation, biological process: positive regulation of transcription by RNA polymerase II. The record is from RefSeq and is a predicted model, not a curated record. The transcript has 6 exons.
AUGGCGCCGUUAUCAGGCGCGACGAUAUCUUGCGCUGGGUUCAACGGGCGAUGCAACAAGCUGGCUGAUACCUGCUACUCCUUCUGGAAUGGUGCAGCACUUAUGAUGCUGGAUCGGUAUUGUGUGAUUGAUGACGAGCGGAAUCGGCAAUACCUUCUAGAAAAGACACAGCACCUGGUCGGUGGGUUUGGAAAGGGCGUUGGAGAUCCUCCCGAUCUCCUUCACUCGUACUUUGGGAUGGUUUCGCUGGCGUUUCAGGGCGAGGCUGGACUUGCCCGGGUUGAUCCUGCGUUGGUCGCGACUGAAAGGACUGUUGAGCAUUUGAAAUGUGUCAAAGCAGCUCGCGACUGUGCUUAUGGGGAACAGUCUAUCUUCCGUACCCAGGAGAUUAGCUCUACGCCAGAUCGAAUACGGAAAGCUACUGAUGAUCGUCGAGGCCAGGCCAAUAGGCCCAGAGAGGAGACUACCUGGGUAGACCUUCCAUCCGAAUUCACGUUUGUUCAGGAGAGCUCUAGGAUUUUAGAGGCAGGAGAGGCAACCGUAGAUUCGGAAGAAAAUGGUACAGACAGGGCGGUUGAUACUGUUGAUGCGAACGGCUUUCCUGUAUCCCGUCCAGCAUCACAUAAUGUUUCUGUUGCAGCGCCCUCUUUUCACCAUACACCAGCCACCGAUCACUGCACACCACAAGAACGCGAUGCCUCACUUUUCUCCACCAAUCCAUCAGAGUCCGAGCCUUUGGAGAAGGUUCUUGCUUCAUAUCUCAUACGGCAUUUCAAGCAAGACCCAGGCCAAUGGAUGGACCUUUUCGAUACGACGUCUUACUUUUCUUCAAAAGUGCCUGUCAUCGCGACAUCAAAGACUUUAUUGAAGUCAGCGGUUUGCGCUCUCUCUGCAAAGAAUCUGCGGCAUGUCUGUCGAGUUAUGAGCCAAGCCGGCGUGGACCCUGGGUCUGUUCCCAAAUACGUCGGCCUUCCGUUCUCAAAUGAAGAGAUGUGGCGUUAUCACUCAGCAAGAUAUUACGAUCAAGCUCUUGGUCAUCUCAAGAUUGCAGUCAGCUCAGAUUCGUAUUCCCGUACCCUACUUGGCAAGGAAGAAAUGCUUGCUGCCGUCGCAAUUCUUUGCACUUUCGAGCUGAUGGAUGCUCCUGGUAGUGCAUGGAAAGCUCACCUGAGCGCGUUGCCUCUCUUUGAUGAUAGAGCUGCCUCUGUACCAGUUCAUUCUUCGAUUAUUAUCCCUCAGACGGCUGUAAAAGGUCCGAUAUUCUGGAGCCUAGCGAGGCAAGACUUGUUAUGUGCCUGUAUAAGCGAAAGCCCAACUCGUUUGGACUUGAAAGACAUGCGACUGUGGCAAAAUGCGGGCUUGGCCACGGACGAGAAAGGAGAGCUUCUACCCUACAGCCCAUCGGAUGUGAUGGAAACCCAGAAUUCAUCUGGAAUUGAAGAAGAUAUGAAGAGCAAUGAACUCACGUGGAUUCUCGGCAAAAUUGCAAAUCAUCUCACAGCGGGAGAUGCUCUGGUUCCGGCAAACAACGCAAUGCCACGCUAUCAGCGGCCUCUAAUCGGACUGAGUCAGGAGCAUCUCCUAGAAAGAUGGAAUAUGUUGAUGGCUGAUUUAGAGAGAUGGCAUGCUUCUCUUCCCGCAUGCUUCACUGCGACUGCUCGAACCCGGAGAUUAGGCAGCGCAGCUUUGGGUUUUGAGCUGAGCUUUGAUACCUUCGAGCAGAUCUGGUUUGACUUGCCAUUAUGCGCAGCAACAAUGCAAAGCUAUCACCAAGCGAAAAUAUUGUUAUUGGCGAAUGAGCCGCAAGAGUCAACUGCCAUUCGAUCAACUGUGUCAGCACGCUUGAGAUCCUACCGGCACGCCCUUCGAGAAGUCCUCUACCAUGCCCGGGAAGUUUGUGGCAUAAGUCUUGCCAACUCAACCGAUUCUUUCAGAGUCAACUCUGUACAAGCCUUGUUUGUCGCUGGGCAGGUAUUUCAGGAGCGCAACGAGCAGGAAGCGGUCCUGGAAUUACUUUCUGGAAUUGAAAGGGAUAUCGGCUGGACUACUCGAUAUCAUGUGGCCAAGUUGAAGGAUGAAUGGGUAAAGGGAAGAGAAGGCAAUCACGUUGACCGUGAAGAACAGAGCCAUGACUCCAACUGGUUUAUUUCCUAG